UGUUCGAUUUUAGACAAGUGGAGACGUUUCCGCAGCGGCCGCGCGCUGGAUUAGCUGCACUUGAAUUCUAUCGAUGUAGGCUGGUAUCGGGCGGUGGUAGUUAGUGAAGGGCAGGUUCAGGGGCACGCUGCGUCAUCGCGAUGCACUUUUAGCCGUUCGUGAUUGCGCUACGAGUGCAGCAUUAUAUUAUUGCCUGCUAGUUUGUAGGAAGUGAUAUCGCUCGCGCCUCUCAGUCCCUUCGAUUCGUUUCAUUGUAGUUUUAUCAAACAUCGACUUGUUCUCUGUGUUUCGUGUGUCAAGUGUGAAGUUAGCUAAGGUUUACAAAACCUUACAGUUUACAGUCACGAAUAUUACCUAAAUUCAAGUAAAAAAAUAACGUAACUUGUCUUUAAUUAGUCGGUGGAUAAUUUUUGUUAGUAAAUAGAGAUAGAUUGUGCAGUGGACUACAGAGAGGAUUAUAGAGUGAGCGUUUCGCGUCAGUGUGUGAGGAAAAGAGCCGGUGGAACAGUGUAAUCGGAUCAGUGCAACCCUGCACCUGCAGGCCGGCCGCGGGCCCGCGCUGCUCUCCGCUGCGCCGCAGAUAGUUUUGUUUUUCAUCCGUCGUAUUCGAACCCGUAAUCACUGCCUCACCAGUGCUCGCAGUCUGUACUCGUAAUUAAAUGUCUGCAUCAAGAAAAUCGUUACCGCGCUUUGUUAUAGAAAUUUCCAAAACAUUUGGUUGGGAUAUGUAUAGGUACGCCCCUUACCGUAAAUGUUACAAGUAGGCGGGCGCAGUGUUUUUAUAGAUUCUUCAUUGUUAAAUCUAAUCACGUGAGGUUCACUACUUGUACUACCAUAUCGUGCUACAGUUCAACACCUUAAAUUGCUACAGCUUAAUUUGAAGUACAUAUUACGAGUGCAAUUAACGAAUAAGUUAUGGAUUAUGAUGUUAGGUUUGGGGUAGUCAGGCAGGCGGGUUGUAGAAGAUAGAACCUGUCACCCUGGGUGGUGGUAGUAUAGUAGAUUGCGAGCGGAGUGCGUCGCCUGCCUAGUGCGUGUGUCGGGUCGCGGUGUCGUCGCUAGUCGCGGUCGGCAGUCGGGUGUGACAUCGUCGCGCGGAGUGGUCGCGUGUGUCGCGCGUCACGCGAUCGCGGCAUGGCGCGCGAGUACGCGCGUGUGCAUGAGUUCUACCUGCCGCUGCACGAGCUGCAGCCGCCCGCGCAGCACUACCAUCCGUAUGAUCUGCACCCGGCCGGCGCGAGCGCGGCGCCGGCGUAUGAGCUGACGGCGGGCGCGGGCGGCGGAAGCGCGGGCGCGUGCGCGGAAUCACCCGGCACUCUCGCGCACGCGCCGCACCAGCCUGCCAUGCAGCAGUCGUCACAUCAACAUCACCAUGAUCCCCGCAAAAGAAAGACUUCACAUUAUAGUUCGGAGAGCUACGAGAUGUCUAGCUGCGAGGCGGGGCUGGCGGCGCCGCCCGCGCCGUUGCACGCGCCAGCCAGCGCCACACGCAAGAGAAAGCCGUCCUCCUUCGGUACGGGCAGCGCGUAUGACGAUGAUGGCGGCGACGAUUCGCGCUCCACUCGCACCCUUCCUGACAAAAAACAGAACCACAGCGAGAUCGAGAAGCGGCGGCGCGACAAAAUGAACACGUACAUCUCAGAGCUGAGCGCCAUGAUUCCCAUGUGCGGCGCCAUGGCGCGCAAGCUGGACAAGCUGACGGUGCUGCGCAUGGCGGUGCAGCACCUGCGGUCGGUGCGCGGCGCGCUCUCCGCCUGCCCGCUCACGGCGCGGCCGCGGCCCGCCUUCGUGUCGGAGCGCGAGCUCAACCAGCUCAUCCUGCACGCCGCACACGACUCCUUCCUGCUGGUGGUGGGCUGCGACCGCGGCCGCCUGCUCUACGUGUCCGCCUCCGUCAAGCAGAUGCUGCACUACGACCAGACAGAGUUGCUCGGCCAGAGCCUGUUCGACAUCCUGCAUCCCAAAGACGUGGCCAAGGUGAAGGAGCAGCUGUCCUCCUCCGACCUCAGCCCUCGCGAGCGACUCAUCGAUGCCAAAACCAUGUUGCCGGUGAAGGCGGACGUGCAGGCGGGCGCGUCGCGGCUGUGUCCGGGCGCGCGGCGCUCCUUCUUCUGCCGCAUCAAGUGCAAGGCGACGGCCGAGGCGCCGGCGCCCGAGCCCGUGCCCAUCAAGGAGGAGGCCGAGCCCACCGCCAAGCUGCGCAAGAAGUCCAACGAGAAGAAGUACUGCGUCGUCCAGUGCACCGGGUACCUGAAGUCGUGGGCCCCGGCAGAGAUGUCGGAGGGUGGCGGCGGGGGCGGGGGCGCCAGCUCGGCCGAGGUGUCGGACGACGGCGAGCAGUGCAACAUGUCGUGCCUGGUGGCAGUGGGCCGGGCGCUGCCCGACCUGGCGCCCGCCGCCGCCGCCUUCGUCUGCCCGCCGCCGCCCACGCGCCAGCUACAGUACGUCUCGCGGCAUGCGCCUGACGGCAAGUUCCUCUUCGUCGACCAGAGGGUGACGCUGGCGCUGGGCUUCCUGCCUCAGGAGCUGCUGGGCACGAGUCUGUACGAGUACGUGAGUGGGCCGGAGCUGAGCGCGGUGGCACGCACGCACAAGACGUCGCUGCUGCGCCGCGACCCGCUGCAGACGCCGCCAUACUCCUUCCGCAAGAAGGACGGCACCUUCGCGCGCCUGCAGACACACUUUAAACCCUUCAAGAAUCCGUGGACGAAGGACGUGGAGUGCCUGGUGGCCAACAACACGAUCGUGUCGGAGGCGCACGCCGGCGCGCACGCGGACGCCGCGCACUCCUCCUACGACAUGUACAAGCAGAAGGCCGACGUGGAGAUGCAGCGGCUCAUCGAGUCGCAGGUCGAGUCCCACAAGAUCGGCAGCGCCAUCGCCGAGGAGGCGCUGCGCCGGUCCUCCUCCGAGUUCUCGCCCGACCUGCCGGCCGACCUACUGCAGGACGCCGUCUUCAACCAGAACUGGCCACUAAAAGCCAACAUCCUGUACGAGCAGGCGUCGCUAGUGGACAACAUCCUGGGCGUGGACAUGUCGGGCUACAGCCAGGUGCGCAACAACGUGCCGCUGAGCGCCGCGGCCGAGGGCUCGCCGCCGCCGGCCGGCGCCGCGCCGCCCGCCUCCUCGCCGCCGCCCGCCUCGCCGCCGCUGCCGCCGCUCGGCCUGGACGGCAACGGGGAGGCCGCCAUGGCUGUCAUCAUGAGCCUGCUCGAAGCCGACGCCGGCCUCGGUGGGCCCGUCAACUUCUCCGGUCUGCCGUGGCCUCUGCCCUAGAGCUCUCAUUGGUAGCACAUUGUUGCCAUGCCUGUGAGCUGAUCGUUAACAUUGAAACGUAUUUAGGUCAGUAUGCUGAUUGUUGCUCAUCCUCGAAGCCAUCAAAAUAAGUAAAUUGAUGCGUUUUGACUUUUAUUGAAGUACAACUAAGUAUAAUGGAACCAAUGAAACGUAUCAACGUGUCCUGGUGGUCCUAUUUAAUAGUAU
Spodoptera littoralis (African cotton leafworm) is the source of this 3483-nucleotide messenger RNA. The record is from the annotation of a GenBank genome assembly. NCBI's taxonomy places the organism in Eukaryota, Metazoa, Arthropoda, Insecta, Lepidoptera, Noctuidae.